Messenger RNA from Harmonia axyridis, 1942 nucleotides. It is a transcript of the gene senju, whose product is annotated as UDP-galactose transporter senju. Lineage: Eukaryota; Metazoa; Arthropoda; Insecta; Coleoptera; Coccinellidae. The transcript has 4 exons. Gene Ontology annotation, biological process: pyrimidine nucleotide-sugar transmembrane transport. Gene Ontology annotation, cellular component: Golgi membrane. Gene Ontology annotation, molecular function: UDP-galactose transmembrane transporter activity. Bases 281 to 1321 code for a protein of 346 amino acids. The record is from RefSeq and is a predicted model, not a curated record.
AUAGUUGUCAAGUUAUUACGUACGUUAAGAUAAGAUUGGUGUUUCAUUAAUGUUAUUUUCAUAAAACACUCUUCUCUUAUUAGAGAAGUACAUACUGAAUAAUUCAUUUGAAAAUUUUUAUUCAAUUUUCCGGAAAAACUUAUUGUUUUUUUAUUCAACAAUUAGAAAAUACAAUAAAAUUAUGUUUGCUGUAUUAAGCAAUAAUCAAAAUAUUUACAUUUACUCAAUGAACCACGUAUGAAUAACUUUGUGAUUUAAUUCUAUCUCAGUUUGCAUAAAAAUGUUACAAAAAUCAAAUGGAUUAUUCACCUCUAAAUUAAGUUUGAUGGUAUUUAUAUUAUAUAUUUUGUUGUUUGUGAAUCAGGGAAUUUUGGUCACAGCCUCCCAAAAUUUGAACAACACUUACGAGUACAAUACUGUUACAGCCGUUCUUUUUACAGAGGUAUUGAAGCUUAUCAUAUCCAGUUGUCUUUAUCUUAAAAGCCAUUCCUUAAUUGAUUAUGGUUUGGAAAUUUUGAAAUAUAAGGGAAUAUUACUGCUGUACUUUGUUCCAGCAUUUCUAUAUUGUUUGUACAAUAAUUUAUCCUUUACUAAUCUCUCGUCAUUUGAUCCUACAACCUAUUAUUUACUGUUGCAACUGAGAGUUGUUAUUACUGGAAUAUUGUUUCAGAUCAUUUUCUCAAAGACUCUGACAAAAAUGCAAUGGAUAUCACUUAUUAUCCUUACAUGUGGAUGCAUGUUGAAACAAAUCAAUUUCAAUGAGGCAAAGGAAACCAGUGUAUCAGAUAAAUUUACUUCAAUUGGAAUGGGCAUCAAUACGAUAUAUUUAUUUGUUCAAAUUUUGUGCUCAUGCCUUGCUGGGGUGUACAAUGAAUAUUUAUUGAAAAAACAAGGUGCUAAUGUAGAUAUUUAUAUCCAAAAUGUGUUUAUGUAUUUAGAUUCUAUUGUUUGCAAUUUAUUUAUAUUAUUACUAUUCGGAAACAUAACUGGUGCUUUUGAUUUUACAAGUAUGGGACAGAUUUUUCAUUUUAAGGUUUUAAUUGUGAUUCUCAAUAAUGCCUGCAUAGGAAUAGUGACUAGUUUCUUCUUGAAAACAAUGAAUUCCAUAUUGAAAACAUUUGCUAGUGCUUUAGAGUUAAUACUCACAGCAAUUUCAAGUUGGAUUCUUUUUGGUAUUCCAAUAUACUUGAACACUUUUCUUUCUAUAUGCACAGUAUUAUUUGCUGUAUAUUUGUAUUCAAAGAAUCCUGUAUCUAACAUUCCAAAGCCUAGUCAAGAAGAUAAUGUAGUUAAAGAACCUCUGUUGACAGAAGAGGUUUGAUUACUUGGUACUUAACGUUGAAGAUUUGUCCCAGACAACAAUUUAUUAUAAAUAUUCUAUUUUUAUUUCUCAGGGAAAGAAGUAUUUAAGCUACAUUCAUUAUUUACAUCAAUAUUUCAACAUGUCUAGUAUGUUAAAUGGAUAAACUGAAAUUAUAUUAAAUUGAAGGAAAGUUCAAUGAGAGAGUGCCUUAAAAUAUUUGAAAAUGCUAAUGAUGAGAAUGUGAUAUACCUGAGAAACCAAAGAUGUUGAAAGUCUAAACUAUAUGAGAUUUGAGAGAUGAUUCCAAAUUUUGAGAUUAAAUUGAAAAUUGAUAUUCAAAUAUUGAUCAAUUUUUCUUUUGUUACAUUUUAUAUAAUUGCAAUUAAUUUACAGUGAAGAAUAUUUGUACGGAGAAUAUGAACCUCACAAUUGGUUCGAAUAUUAUAAUAAAAGGUUAUUGUGCUUGUUCAAAUUAUUUUUUGAUUAUUAUUGUUGUAGAGUUCAAAAAAUAGAUAAAAUGAUCAAAUUACAUUGUGAUAUUCUUAUGUGGACACGUUUCUUGCCUACUUUAUAUCUACAUCUACAUUCAUGGUGUUAACAGUAUAUAAAAUAGAAAGAUAAAUAAAAAAUUAAAGAAAG